Molecule: messenger RNA, 578 nt
Organism: Ostrea edulis (European flat oyster)
Lineage: Eukaryota; Metazoa; Mollusca; Bivalvia; Ostreida; Ostreidae
Exons: 4
Coding region: 7-462 (151 amino acids)
Cellular component (GO): nucleus
Source: RefSeq, a predicted model, not a curated record
UUUAAUAUGGAGACGAUGGAAGUAAAAAAGAAAGCUAGGGCACAAAAUUGGACCGCUGAGGAAGAAGUUCUGUUAAUAGAGGAAGUGAAAGCGAGAGCAGAAAUCCUCUUUGGACCUCUGAAGGGUUGUGGAAAGUCCGGAAAGAUUAAAGAAAUAAAAGACAGAGAAUGGCAAAUGGUUGCUGACAAGUUAAAUUCACAAUUCGACAACAAGAUGAGAGGUCUGGAGGAAGCGAAGAAAAAAUAUUACAACAUUAAACAGAGAAGCAAAGAAAAACUUGAUUCAGUCAAAAAGCCCAAGACAGGAGGAGGUCCACCCCUCCCACCACUAACACCUGGGGAAGAGACUUUUCUGAACUUGUCAGUAGGCCAACCAAAUGUCCAUGGUUUAAAUGGAGGUGUUGAUUCUGAUGAGCAGCAGAUUACCAACUCCAUUCAAAAUGAAAACAAUACUUUCUGGUGAAAAGCGGUAUCUUUGGAAGAUUUCGUCCUCCUCCAGACUCUCAAGAGGAUUACUAAGGUCCCGAAAUACCCGAGGUCGUCUUAAAAUGCGCUGAUUUUGUCUCCUCUGACGUCUGC